Molecule: messenger RNA, 1589 nt
Organism: Brassica napus (rape)
Lineage: Eukaryota; Viridiplantae; Streptophyta; Magnoliopsida; Brassicales; Brassicaceae
Product: putative F-box protein At1g50870
Exons: 2
Coding region: 222-1379 (385 amino acids)
Molecular function (GO): protein binding
Source: RefSeq, a predicted model, not a curated record
UGUAAAAUUUACAAAAAAUAUAUUUGUAAAUGUUAAAACGAUAAGUAAGAACCUGACUUUCAAAAUAGUUAUAUACUAUAUAGUUUUCUAUAAUUAUUAUAUGUAAUAUAUUUGUCAAUAUAUUAUUACAUAUCGUGCCGCGUAGGUUAUUAUAUAUACACGACUAACCCUACAUAUAACUGAGUCUAGUAAAAGGGGGAAUAUAACUCUGGAAAGAAAGAAUGAGGGUUUUUAAGAAGAACAAGAAGAGACGAAGACGAGAGAAAUCCAGAGAUGAUAGAUCACAACCAAACCAUAUUCCUCUUGAUCUAACCUUUGAGAUACUCUCAAGACUUCCUGCCAAAUCAAUCGUGAGAUAUCAAUGCGUCUCGAAGCUCUGGUCUUCUUUCACCACACUUCCGAGUUUUAUCAACUCCUUCGCGUCUCGGUCCUCAUCACGAUCACCGCGUCUUCUGCUCACCUUCACGCUACAAGGGAAGCACUUCGUUUUCUCGUUUCCUCAAAACCAGAACCCUGAAGGGUCUUAUUCUCCAGUGUACCGUUAUCAUAUGAAAAACGCUUAUAAUGAUUAUAUGCGAUCGGAGAGCGUCCAUGGUUUGAUUUUAUUAUAUGGAUUCCGGAUUUGGAACCCAAGCUUGCGUAGGAUUUUUACCUUACCACAUCCCGAAGAGCACAUCCCCAUCUCGCUUUGUAGUCGUAGAUCUUAUUUAUGUUACGAUCCAUUGGAGGGUAAACACAAAGUACUGUGCUUAUAUUAUGGAAGUAGUUCUGUAGAGCCUCUGAUUAUUACAUUGGGAGCUCAAGAAUCAUGGAGAAUAAUAACCAAAGGACGUUGCCCUGUGCAUUCCCCAACUAAAGAAGGAUAUGGGCGUUGCUUCAAUGGGAUUCUGUACUAUCAAGCUAGAGUUGAUGAUCAUGAUAUAAUAAUGAGCUUUGAUGUCAAAUCAGAAAGCUUUAGUCCUAUAAAUUAUCCAAAGUAUUCCAGUUUUCGACGGUCGUAUAAGAUGAUGAUACCUUAUGACGGAAGGCUAGCCUUAGUUACUCGUGACUUUCCCAGUGAAUUAUAUAUUUUGAAAGAUGCAGAUGGACACGAAUGGACGCGUCAAUGUUUACCUCGUGUACGUUUUAAGAGCAAGUGGAGGAUUUAUAUGCAAUUGAAGGGUAUUACUGAUGCCGGUGAGCUUGUUUUUGCACCAAAAAGUUUUGUUGACUCGUUUUAUAUUCUAUAUUUUGAUCCAAGGAGAAACAGUACUCGAGAAGCCUUUUUUGAAGGAUUUAUGGGUGAUGAAUUUAGACGCAGUGAUUAUGGAUUUCCUAACAACCGAACAGACUGUUUCGGUGUUUUCGCAAAUCACAUGGAGAGUCUCGUGUCUUUCUAGGUGCAGCCUUCUUUCGCUCAAUGCUCUUCAAUGUUUUUGUUUUCGACUUUUGUUGUGUUUUUUUUUUGUUGAACGAAUGUAAACAUUUAUUUCAAUCAAAAACAUUGUUACAAUAGAUGUGUCAUUGUUUAGAAGAUCAAACACAAGAAAAAUGUCAUGCUUUUUCCCUAGUUCCUCCAAGCCUCCAUUGUACCUUGAUAUUUGCUGCAA